Messenger RNA from Agelaius phoeniceus (red-winged blackbird), 688 nucleotides. Its product is annotated as transcription factor HES-4-like. NCBI's taxonomy places the organism in Eukaryota, Metazoa, Chordata, Aves, Passeriformes, Icteridae. The record is from RefSeq and is a predicted model, not a curated record. Gene Ontology annotation, biological process: regulation of DNA-templated transcription. Gene Ontology annotation, molecular function: DNA binding; protein dimerization activity.
CAGGAUGACGGCCACGGCCACCACGGGCACACACAAGGUGGCCAGCACCAAGGAGGAGAGGAAGUUAAGGAAACCCCUCAUUGAGCGGAAGCGAAGGGAAAGGAUUAAUAACUGCUUAGACCAGCUGAAGGAGACUGUUGUGGGUGCAUUUCACCUGGAUCAGUCUAAACUGGAAAAAGCAGACAUCCUGGAAAUGACAGUGAAGCACCUCCAGAACAUCCAGAGCAGCAAGAUGCUGGCCGACUCCAAGGUGGGGCUGGAGGCGCAGCAGAGGUACAGCACCGGCUACAUCCAGUGCAUGCACGAGGUGCACAACCUGCUGCUCACCUGCGAGUGGAUGGACAAGAGCCUGGGGGCGCGGCUCCUGAACCACCUGCUCAAGUCCCUGCCCCGCUCGGGCGAGGAUCCCGGCAAGGCAGCGCUCCGCGCAGGCAGCCCGGCUCUGCAGCCGCUCCCGACGCACAAAAGGGCCCCGAGCCCCAAGGGCAGCGCCCGCGGCACAAACCCGGCCCAGGAGCGCCUCUACCCUGCGGAGAACAAGCAAGCUGCCAAAAAUCCCCUCCAGCCGCCCUCGCUGCCGCUUUGCAACCAGGCGGAUGCUGCUGCACCUCCCAGACAGGUUCUGCAGCCAAAUUUUUCCCAUAACAACCCCAGAAUGGGGUCAUUAGAUAUGUGGAGACCGUGGUAA